CUCUCUCUCUCUCUCUCUCUCUCUCUCUCUCUCUCUCUCUCUCUCCCUCCAUUCUUCAUAACAUGCCAGGAUUUUUUCCAUCAAACACUGUCCACUUAAAGCCAGGCUGCUCAUCUGGUAGGGCGCCAGACCACCAGCCUCUCAAAUCUGCAACUUCACUCCAGUAAAUUUGUGACACUGUCUGUCAGAUUUGGAGUAAGAAAAGAGGACGGCAGUGUUUUCUCCCGGAUCCCCCCCCCCUUUUUUUUUCUUCUUCCCCCUGCCAUCCUUAGCAGAGAUGCCAUGCGGAUGGGUUGGGAUGGUUUGGUCCAGCUUGAUGCGUUUUUAGCUGGAGCAGCGGCUGAUAGUGACUGAUUCUUCCYGUUGAUUUUGUCCAUGCAAGACUCGGGGUGGAAACAUGUCUGGCCAGUUCUUUGAGAGGAUCCCUGCUGUCAGAGAUGGCAUCUUGGUCCAGCACCUCGGUUUUCACCUCUAAAGUGCCCCGGAAAAUCUUAUUCAUGUUCACCCUCUCCCUUUCUGUCACCUACUUGUUCUACAGCUUGAUGAGCUGCUACAACUCGCUGCAGUUCCCUCUGCAAGAGAACUACGUGUAUCAGGGCAGGCUGGUGACGGAGGAUACAACUUUUGUGACUCUGAGGGAGAAACUUUACUCGGCCUCGCAGGGAUUCGUGGAGUUCACCGAAGCUGAGGGGACGACCUCGUCCCCCACGGCGAAGAGCCAUGCCGGGGCCGGGGCCGAGCAGAGGACGGCGGAGUGGAUUAGGAUGCAGGCGUCUCCAACGCCGGGGCUGGAGAGGGACCGCCAGGAGAUCAGCACCACGGACAGCGAACUCAGGGCGAACUGCACCUCGGAUUACGGCGAGAAGAAGCUGCCCCAAGCCAUCAUCAUCGGCGUGAAGAAAGGGGGGACCCGAGCCCUGCUGGAGGCUCUCAGGGUCCACCCGGACGUCAGAGCCGUUGGAAACGAGCCGCAUUUCUUUGAUAGGAACUACGAGAAGGGGCUGGACUGGUACAAAGACCUGAUGCCUUCAACGCUGGAGGGGCAGAUCACCAUGGAGAAGACACCCAGCUACUUUGUGACUAACCAUGCCCCGAAGCGCAUCCACUCCAUGGCCAAGGACAUCAAGCUUAUUAUUGUGGUGCGUAAUCCUGUCACCAGAGCCAUUUCAGACUAUACACAAACCUUAUCCAAGAAACCCGAGAUCCCAACCUUUGAGAUUCUGGCGUUUAAAAACCGGACGCUGGGGCUCAUAGAUGCCUCGUGGAGUGCAUUGCGCAUAGGAAUAUAUGCACUUCAUUUGGAGAGCUGGAUGCAGUAUUUCCCUCUCUCACAGAUGCACUUUGUCAGCGGGGAGCGACUCAUCGUGGAUCCUGCAGGUGAGAUGGCCAAAGUACAGGACUUCUUGGGACUUAAGCGGAUCGUGACAGACAAACACUUUUACUUUAAUAAGACUAAAGGAUUCCCAUGUCUGAAGAAGCCAGAGGACAGCAGCACUCCCAGAUGCCUUGGCAAGUCUAAAGGGAGAACUCACCCUAAAAUUGACCCGGAUGUGAUUCGGAGGCUGCACAAGUUCUACAAACCCUUUAACAUGAUGUUCUACCAAAUGACGGGCCAGAACUUUGAAUGGGAGCUGGAGGAGGACAGUGAAUCUCGCAGCUCUCAGGACUAGCACGGCACGGCUCCGCCAUACCACCAGCCUUCUCACUACAAACUACUACGGUCCCCCUUCAUCUCGAGAGAGUGCUUGAGCACGCCAAUCAAUUAUGGCUGUCCAAGCAGUUUCUGUAUCCAUUAGCAAGAUCUCACUGACAUGCUUUUUUUCUUGAUGAUGGCAAGUCAUUAUUGUGUAUAUGAAACAUAAAAUAUAUUUAUAUUUGUGUAAAUGAGAUGAUUUAUUCCUUUUGUUUUUAA
Molecule: messenger RNA, 1912 nt
Organism: Austrofundulus limnaeus
Lineage: Eukaryota; Metazoa; Chordata; Actinopteri; Cyprinodontiformes; Rivulidae
Gene: hs3st4
Product: heparan sulfate (glucosamine) 3-O-sulfotransferase 4
Exons: 2
Coding region: 438-1670 (410 amino acids)
Molecular function (GO): [heparan sulfate]-glucosamine 3-sulfotransferase activity
Source: RefSeq, a predicted model, not a curated record